Messenger RNA from Mesoplodon densirostris (Blainville's beaked whale), 6576 nucleotides. RefSeq names its product sorting nexin 13 (gene SNX13). Bases 462 to 3380 code for a protein of 972 amino acids. Gene Ontology annotation, cellular component: early endosome. The transcript has 29 exons. Gene Ontology annotation, biological process: positive regulation of GTPase activity. Gene Ontology annotation, molecular function: phosphatidylinositol binding. Lineage: Eukaryota; Metazoa; Chordata; Mammalia; Artiodactyla; Ziphiidae. The record is from RefSeq and is a predicted model, not a curated record.
UUCGCUGCUGCUACGGCUGUUGCCAUGCGGCGAGGCUAGGGAGGAGCUCACUUCCCCGGUGUGUAAUAAUGUUAACAGAGGAAGCUGGCUGGGAGUUACGGUUACGAACAUGACCCUGCAUCAUGAAGUUGGAGUACAUGAUAAAUGAAAGAAUAAGCAACCUUUGAGAGUGAGGCAGGAGAAGCAGCUUUUACUUAAAGCAAACAGUGAAAUCGUUGAUGAUAUAGAUCCGUUUAUUUUUACCCUGGAGCAGAGUAAACCUAGAGGGAGGUUUGGGGAAGAAGGGGUUUGGAUUGGUUGCAUAAGAUCCAUGGAGAGGCCCAGAGUUUCAUGCUGCUGUUCCACAGGCUCCUAGAUAUAUUCCUAUAUGAUACAAUUCUUUAAAAAUUCAGAGCUGCAGAUACAGAGCACCAGUUAAUGAGAGGAAGUUUGGAUAUCAUCUGUUCCCAACACGUUUACAGAUGAAGAAAUUGAGGCUCAGAGAGACCAGUCUGUCCAUAUGGGGAUGGGGAAGCCUUGGCAUUGUCCUUUCUCUAAUAACGUUUGGACCCUUUGUAAUAUUUUAUUUGGCAUUUUAUAUCCUCUGCUUUGUGGGUGGGGGUUUUGUGGUUACUCUCCUCUUUGGAAAAACAAACUCAGAGAAGUACCUAGAGCAGUGUGAACACUCAUUUCUUCCUCCAACAUCAACCGGGAUUCCUAAGUGCUUAGAAGAAAUGAAACGGGAAGCCAGGACUAUAAAGAUCGAUAGAAGAUUGACAGGUGCCAAUAUAAUUGAUGAACCUCUCCAGCAAGUUAUCCAAUUUUCCUUGAGGGAUUAUGUCCAGUAUUGGUAUUAUACACUAAGUGAUGAUGAAUCUUUUCUUCUUGAAAUUAGGCAGACUCUUCAGAAUGCACUCAUUCAGUUUGCUACUAGGUCAAAAGAAAUAGACUGGCAACCUUACUUUACUACACGCAUUGUAGAUGAUUUUGGCACACACCUACGAGUAUUUAGAAAGGCUCAACAGAAGAUAACAGAGAAAGAUGAUCAAGUAAAAGGUACAGCAGAAGAUCUUGUAGAUACCUUCUUUGAAGUUGAAGUUGAAAUGGAGAAGGACGUUUGCCGUGACCUAGUGUGCACAUCUCCCAAAGAUGAAGAAGGAUUCCUAAGGGAUUUGUGUGAGGUCUUAUUAUAUUUAUUGCUACCUCCUGGAGAUUUCCAGAACAAGAUCAUGCGAUACUUUGUCAGGGAAAUCCUUGCACGAGGAAUUCUUCUUCCAUUAAUAAAUCAACUCAGUGAUCCUGAUUAUAUUAAUCAAUAUAUCAUAUGGAUGAUCCGUGAUUCUAACUGCAACUAUGAGGCCUUUAUGAACAUUAUUAAAUUGAGUGACAAUAUUGGAGAGCUAGAAGCAGUCCGAGAUAAAGCAGCAGAAGAAUUACAAUAUCUUCGAUCUCUAGAUACAGCUGGUGAUGAUAUCAACACCAUCAAAAAUCAAAUAAAUAGCUUAUUAUUUGUAAAGAAAGUAUGUGACUCAAGAAUACAACGGUUGCAGUCAGGCAAGGAAAUAAAUACUGUGAAACUGGCAGCAAACUUUGGGAAACUUUGCACAGUCCCCCUGGACAGCAUUCUUGUAGACAAUGUUGCACUACAAUUUUUUAUGGAUUACAUGCAGCAAACUGGAGGUCAGGCACAUCUCUUCUUCUGGAUGACAGUGGAAGGAUACCGGGUUACAGCCCAACAACAGCUAGAAGUUUUAUCAAGUCGUCAGAAAGAUGGAAAACAUCAAACCAACCAAACCAAAGGUCUUUUAAGAGCAGCUGCUGUUGGAAUUUAUGAACAGUAUUUAUCAGAAAAGGCAUCUCCAAGAGUUACUGUUGAUGAUUAUUUGGUAGCAAAAUUAGCAGAUACUUUGAAUCAUGAAGAUCCAACUCCUGAAAUCUUUGAUGACAUUCAGAGGAAGGUAUAUGAAUUGAUGCUACGAGAUGAAAGAUUUUAUCCUUCCUUCAGACAGAAUGCACUUUAUGUGCGCAUGUUAGCUGAGCUGGAUAUGUUAAAAGAUCCUAGUUUCAGAGGAUCAGAUGAUGGUGAUGGAGAAUCUUUUAAUGGGUCUCCUACAGGAAGCAUAAAUUUGUCUUUAGAUGACCUUUCAAAUGUAUCUUCUGAUGACUCAGUACAACUUCAUGCUUACAUUUCAGACACUGUAUAUGCUGACUAUGACCCAUAUGCUGUGGCAGGCGUUUGUAAUGAUCAUGGCAAGACAUACGCAUUAUAUGCCAUCACUGUACACCGGCGCAGUCUAAACAGUGAGGAGAUGUGGAAAACCUACCGUCGUUAUAGUGACUUCCACGACUUCCACAUGAGGAUCACCGAACAGUUUGAAAAUCUGUCAAGCAUAUUAAAGCUUCCCGGUAAAAAGACUUUUAAUAAUAUGGAUAGAGAUUUUUUAGAAAAGAGAAAAAAGGAUCUAAAUGCAUAUUUGCAGUUACUGUUAACUCCUGAAAUGAUGAAAGCAUCCCCAGCUUUGGCUCACUAUGUGUAUGAUUUCCUUGAGAACAAAGCCUACAGUAAAGGGAAAGGGGAUUUUGCUCGUAAGAUGGACACUUUUGUAAAUCCGCUUCGAAAUUCUAUGAGGAAUGUUUCAAAUGCAGUUAAAUCCCUUCCUGAUAGCUUCGCAGAGGGAAUGACUAAAAUGUCAGACAACAUGGGCAAAAUGUCAGAAAGAUUAGGUCAAGACAUAAGGCAAUCAUUUUUCAAGGUUCCUCCUUUAAUUCCAAAGACUGAUUCAGAUCCUGAACAUUGUCGAGUUUCAGCUCAACUUGAUGAUACUGUGGAUGACAAUAUUCCACUUAGGGUAAUGCUGCUUCUCAUGGAUGAAGUAUUCGACUUAAAAGAGAGAAAUCAGUGGUUGCGAAGGAAUAUCAAAAACCUACUUCAACAGCUUAUUAGAGCCACAUAUGGUGAUACUAUUAAUAGAAAAAUAGUUGACCAUGUUGACUGGAUGACCUCACCUGAGCAAGUAGCCGACUUAGUGAAACGUUUCAGAGAUGCCUUUUGGCCAAAUGGCAUUUUAGCAGAGACUGUUCCAUGCAGAGAUAAAGCUAUUCGAAUGAGAACAAGAGUUGCAGGAAAAACUAAAUUACUUUCAAUUAUGCCAGAUGAACUGAAGCACAUUAUUGGGGCUGAGACAACACGGAAAGGUAUUCUUCGUGUUUUUGAAAUGUUUCAGCACAACCAGUUAAAUAGGAGGAUGGUUUAUGUGUUUUUGGAAGGCUUUUUGGAAAGCUUAUUUCCACAGUAUAAAUUCCGUGAACUUUUCAACAGACUGCAUUCACGGUCAAAGCAGAUGCAGAAAUAUAAACAGAAACUUCAAACUACUCAAGCGCCUUCUUUACAGAAAAGGUGACACUCCAAUCUAUGAAGCUGGUGUUCGUUUUGCCCAGGACUGAUGGUAUGGACGGAUCUUCUGGGGCUUAACUCAUAUACUGUUGUGUCUGCACCAGUCUUUUAGUGUCUCAAAAUAGAUUAUUAAUACAUCCAUAAGACUGUGGUUCUUCUCAUCCUUGUCUAUAAUCCAGCCACUACCAAGAGAGAUUUCUGUGUCUUAAAUGAUUUGGUGCAUAUUUUUGCAACACUGAGAGGAUACUGCCCCCACCUCAAGCAAGAAUGACGUUGGUCUCUUCCGUUUCAAACUAAUCAGCAUUCUCCAGCAAUGACAAAGUGCCAGAGUGUAUAUAUGAGAGCUAAGGAAAGCACAAAACAAGAGUUCACAGACAAAUUGGCUGAUUUGUUUAACAGUGGGAAACUGUGCAAUGUACUGUUUGGAGGGAUUUGUUUUGCAUAAUGAUUUUAUAGGUCUUUUUCAGAAUUUUAAUAUAGUGUAGAUAGCCAGGUGAGUGAUCUUUGGAACAUCUGUUUCAGGUCUAGGGAAAGUGACAGAAUGCCCUUAAAGUAUGAAGUAACAUUAUAUACAAAUUACAGUUUUGUGACAUAAGGUAAAAACCUAGUAUAUAAAAUAAAACCAGUCAAAACAAAAAUUUCAUUGGAUUUGUUAUUCAUUGGUAGAAAACAGAUUUUAAUGGAUUCUUAUGUGUCUUAAGGGCUCUAUUUUGCUCUUAUGGUACUCAGUCAUAAGCUUUAUUUUGGCAUUCUGUGUGUAAAAAGAAGCAUAUGAUGGCUCUUAUUUAAGUUACAAAAUUAUUACAGUUUUCUUUAUCUUUAAGAGAUUACUGAUUAUAUAAUAGGGGCUAUAAUUUGUUGAAAGAACUGCCAAAUACUUCUAAAAAUGUGGAAAUUUAAAAAACAAUACUCUAUUGAAGUUACUAUAUGAUGAUUUUAAAUUGUGUGAUCUAGACAUACGUUAGGUGAUUGCAAAAAUAGCAAAUCAAAGGAUUAAAUGAGUUUAUUAGUCAUAUGUAAACAUACAAAUUCUUAACUCUAUUAUAGUGUACAUAUAUGAAAAUAAAUAAACAGAACUAUAAUAUUUUUUAAAAUAGGCUUUAUUUAUAUUUUGCAUAAUGUAAAAUUCUACUAAAUAAAGCAAGUUGGCAAAACCCCUCGGUGUAUACAUUUAAGUCCCUAAAAUAAUUUUAUACCAACAACAACAAAAUACCUUUUCCAGUUUUGGAGCCUCUGCAUUUCCUAUAGUUUUCUCAUUCUCCAUUUGUCAAUCUUGGAAGUCUUCAUAUGUUUUGUAUGCAGGAUUUCUGCAUAGUUUUAAAAUACUUCCACCGACUAAGGGUUUGGGUGUGUCAGCAUUUUUUGUUUUAAAAAUAUUUAACACUAAAACCUUAAAAUAGUGAAGCUAUUUAUCAGACCACUGAGCCAAGAUGCUGGUAUUAAAAGAACGUCCGGGUGCUUAAGAUAAAGGGACAGAGUAUUGGUAUCCCAGUUGUUUGGGAGCUUUAAGAUUGGAACAAGAUGUUAUUGUCUUGUUCUCACUGAGAUCCUACUUACAAAGUGAAGCCGAAUAGAAUAAAGCCUUCCUUUAAAGCUUUAUAAUAAUAAUCAUAUUUAUUAAUAAUGCUGUUGUGCAUACUUAUAGUAUGCAUAUUUUCAGCCUGUGUUGCAUGUCUUCAGAAUUAUGUAAAUGAAAUCCCUUUCAUUUAAACUUCCAAAUGAGAAAAGAUCCUUAUUGACUCUGGUGGAAGAUAUAAUAUUUUUUCUUCUCAGUGUGUCUUCCUGCCCUGGUCUCUCCUCAUGCCCCAGGCUUUGGAAGAAAAGAUAUGUGAAACAUGUCUGUAGGAAGCAUCAGCAUGGCCAUAAGUGCAAUGAUUUUCAGAUAUACCCCUGCCCAUUUCAAGUAUAUUUUUGACAUAAAUAAAGCUAAGAGUAAGAGCCUAGUGUGUACAUGUGAAAAAGCAUUUCUAGAUAAUGUGAGGAACGCUGGCCAUCAACCAGGGAAAGAAAGGUCAUGCAGGAUUGUGAAUUUUCAUGGAGCCCUGCAAGAGAACUGCAGUUAUACCAAAAACUGUUUGAGUAAAUGGGUUUUUAAAAUAAUUUUUGUUUAAAAGAGUUUAUAUUUCAAAAGCAGAAAUGUCAAAUGGUAGUCUGUAAAUGGUUAUGCAUCUUCUCCUUGCACAUCUAUGUUUUACAUCAGAGAGAGCCGUGGUCAUGCUAAAAUUAGAGAUACUUUUUGAAUGACUUGGUCGAGCUGUGUGUAAAAUAUUUAACCCAUAAGUCAAGUACAGUGUACUAUGUUUAAUAAAGUUAUUACAUUUAAUGCAUUUACUGCAUAUAUGAAUAUAUACAUGAAGAGGCUUUAUGUCUUCUGAUAUUUGAUUUUUGAAUGUGUUUUUAAGUCAGUGGUGCCUUUAGGCAAGAACCUUCUAAAUUAAUCAUUCUUUGUUUGGGUUUUCUGACUUUUCAGGUAACAUAAACUUUAGAAACCAUCACUACUAACCUGUAGUUAAUUCACCUAAAAAAUUGAUUGUAUGAUUUACAUAUAAGGUUUAGAUGGGCAUUUCCUAUGAUUAGGGUUUUCUGAUAGUUGCUGAAAACAAUUGUGCCAUUGACUAAUGGAUGCACUUGGUUAGCCUUAAUUUUUUUUUUUUAAUUUAAAACCUUGAAUAUUUCAGUUCCUUCAUUUUAAGUUUGUGCUUUGGUGUUUGGAAAAAAAUCAAACAGUUAAGUGCUACCAGGAAAGUGUACCCAUUUUUAAAAAAUUAAGAACAAUAUAAAAUUUCACAAUCUAAAAUUUUAAUUUGUGCAAUAUUUUCAUUUAAUGCAUGUGUAUUUGAGUAAUUGUAAAAUAAAUGAAUUUUUAAUGUUUUGAGAUCGAUCUAGUUUAAGCUGUCUUCUUAACCCAACAACUUACAUUCCGUUGUUGCUGCAUCCUUUUAUUUAAGGACUUGUUUUAAAAGUCUUUUUGUCACUCCUUGUUAAAUUCUUUUGUUAGUAAAUUUUGCUUAUAGGAGCAUGGCUCCUGUAUUACAAGGGAAAAAUAUAAAGAGCACAUUUUAGGAUUAUAAGUGUUAAAAGAUAACUUGUGCAUAUCAUUCAUUGUACAGUAAGUGUCAACUGUGUGCCUAACUAUUCUAUCAAUACUUCUUUAACAAAGAAGAAACAACAGUCAGAAUGUCAGUUAUUUUUAUUGAACUAAA